This is a messenger RNA of Oncorhynchus masou masou (cherry salmon), 1463 nucleotides long. RefSeq names its product CMP-N-acetylneuraminate-beta-galactosamide-alpha-2,3-sialyltransferase 2-like. Bases 65 to 856 code for a protein of 263 amino acids. Gene Ontology annotation, molecular function: beta-galactoside (CMP) alpha-2,3-sialyltransferase activity. Gene Ontology annotation, biological process: sialylation. The record is from RefSeq and is a predicted model, not a curated record. Lineage: Eukaryota; Metazoa; Chordata; Actinopteri; Salmoniformes; Salmonidae. Gene Ontology annotation, cellular component: membrane. The transcript is spliced from 3 exons.
CUGGGGCUGGGUGUGGGGCAGCCCUGGAGGGGUGAGGGUCCAAAGAUCAGGGGAGCUGAGGCCCAUGUUGACAGGCGGGACCAGCGUGGAGCGGGGUGAUCGGAUGGCAGGGGCCAGGGCCGGCGGAGGGGGCAUGCGGUGCUCAUUGAGGUUGUGGGUUCUGCUGGGCUCCCUGGGCCUUGUCUUUCUCACCUCCCUCUUCUUCUCCAUCUCUCUGAGGGGGGGCGUUGGCCUGCCCUACCUGGAGCCCCCUGGGUGGGAAAAGUCCAGCCGAGUAAAACUAGUGCCCAACUACUCUGUUGUCCACCAGCUGGGCCCACUGGAGAGCACCCAGCAGCAGAAGACAUGUGCCUGUCCCCGCUGUGUGGGGGACCCUGGGGUGUCGGACUGGUUUGAUGAGAACUACGACCCGGACAUCUCGCCUGUGUGGACACGGGACAACAUCCAGCUGCCUUCAGAAGUCUACUACUGGUGGGUGAUGCUGCAACCUCAGUUCAAGCCCCACACUAUCCAGCAGGUACUGCUGCGGCUGUUCCAGGUGAUCCCUGGCCGCUCUCCCUAUGGCUCCUGGGACCCCGCCCGCUGCCUGCGCUGUGCCGUGGUGGGGAACUCUGGCAACAUGCGUGGGGCCGGUUACGGACCCACCAUAGACAGCCACAACUACAUCAUGAGGAUCAAUCUGGCGCCCACUCUGGGCUAUGAGGAGGAUGCAGGCAGCCACACCACCCACCACUUCAUGUACCCAGAGAGUGCCAAGAACCUGGCAGCCAAUGUCAGCUUCGUCCUGGUGCCCUUCAAGACCCUGGAUCUGCUAUGGAUCACCAGCGCACUCUCCACUGGACAGAUUCGCUUGUGAGAGCAAAACUGCCAGCACAUACACGCAGUCCAUUCAGUUCCGGUCCUUGCUGUUCUGCAGCCCUAAGCUAGACCAAAAAAUGCUGCUUGACUUUAAAAAGUCCCAGUAAGCAAAAUUAUGUUGAAAAGACAACUAAAAGAUUCAAUUUAGGUUCUGAAUGAAUGUUGAAAGUAUAUUUUUUCCGUAUGUUUAGAAUACUUGUUUUAACUUUUCAGAUGUUGAAGUCGGGCUCAUUUUUGGUUCUGAAUGAAGGUUGAAAAUACGUCAUUUAUAGACGUCUAUGAUUGGUUCAGAUUUGGCCCGUACCGGAUGUAGAAAUCAGGGCCGGUCCAGACUGCACCAAAAAAAAGAUUGUCCAAAAGGCGCCGGCAUCAGUCCGUGUUUACUGAGGUGCACCCGACAGUGUUGCCUGACAGUACAUUUUAUGAAUGCCCAUCUAUGUGGUGAGCCUACCGUUUGUAAAAUACCCCCAAAACAAUGUCCAAAAGACAUUGGCUUGUGCUUCAUGGGAUGAAGCCUAAUGUGGUGCCCCAAAAUGGGAUGAAGCCUAAUGUGGUGCCCCAAAAUGGGGUGAAGCCUAAUGUGUUGCCCCAAAAUGGGAUGAAGC